UUCGUCUGGAGGACUAUUCCACCAAAAUCGCAGAGAGCAGAAGUAGAAAGAGAUGGGGUCCUCUGCUACGGUGGCUCACCUCCUCCACUUCCAUCAACCUCUCAUAUUCUUCUCUCGGUCAAUCUCAUCCGUUCGUUCCGCCACGCAGCCGUUCCUUUUCCCGGUAUCGACGGCCCCGAUUCACCACCGCACGGGCCUCACCGUGCGCCGGAGCGUGCGGUGCAUGGCGCACCCGAGGCGGGUGAAGAUGGUGGCGAAGCAGAUACAAAGAGAGAUCUCUGACAUGCUUCUGACUGACAAGGUCUUGCAGUACGCUGUCUUGCCCGAAGCCGGUUUGGGAGCCGAUCGCUACCUCUCUUCUCUCACUACCAUCAGCGAUGUUGAGGUCUCUAAUGAUUUGCAGGUGGUUAAAGUAUAUGUAUCGGUUUUCGGGGAUGAUCGAGGGAAAGAAGUGGCAAUUGCCGGGUUGAAGUCGAAGGCUAAGUAUGUGAGGGGUGAGCUUGGCAGGCGAAUGAGGUUGAGAUUGACUCCUGAGAUCAGAUUUAUUGAGGAUGAAUCAAUGGAAAGAGGAAGCAGGGUAAUCGCUAUACUGGACAAGAUAAAAGCUGAGAAAGAAAUAGCGGUAGAUGGGAAAGAGGUGCAACCAGAACCAUCUAAUUUACCUGAGGAAGAUCAAGGUUGGGAAGGUGAUGAUCCCGACGAAGACAUCAUCUAUGUUAAGUAAUGGCCAGCUCCACAUUAAGCAGCCAACGCUAAAUCUUGUUUCUGGGAGUGACCCGACACUCCUCUCGGUGAGUCUCAGACAACUUCAAGGUAGUUUUGGAGAGGAGGAUGAAGAGAAUACAGGGGCACUGCUUGUGAAUUAACUCAACAUGAGCUCCAUCUUGUCUGCUGCUUCAUGUUGUGUCUUGUUUCCCUUUGUGUUAGCUUAGCUCUCCAAUGUCUCUACUCUCUGCCUCUGUUCUCUCCUUGGAAUAUAGAAAAUAUGUAAAAUCCAUAACUGAGAAUAUGGAAUUUUUUUUAAUGAUAUGUAUUACGGCCAAGGCCUCAGAAGACGACCAGAAGAAGUGGGCUGAUGCUGAGAAA
Tarenaya hassleriana is the source of this 1086-nucleotide messenger RNA. Its product is annotated as probable ribosome-binding factor A, chloroplastic. The transcript has 4 exons. Gene Ontology annotation, molecular function: ribosomal small subunit binding. Gene Ontology annotation, biological process: rRNA processing; ribosome biogenesis. The record is from RefSeq and is a predicted model, not a curated record. Bases 53 to 724 code for a protein of 223 amino acids. NCBI's taxonomy places the organism in Eukaryota, Viridiplantae, Streptophyta, Magnoliopsida, Brassicales, Cleomaceae.